Molecule: messenger RNA, 1290 nt
Organism: Peronospora matthiolae
Lineage: Eukaryota; Oomycota; Peronosporomycetes; Peronosporales; Peronosporaceae
Source: the annotation of a GenBank genome assembly
AUGCGAUGCGCGAGCAAGGCCGCCGAGAGCGCGUCUGCACGUCUCUGUGCGGACGCCGAAGCAGAAACUACAGCAACUGAUGUCCCAUCGGUUGCUGAAUCGACUCAGCCUGUAUCACCUGGUGAUGCAGGCGCUGGUCAUGAAGACACUCGUGUCUUCACAGAGUACGAGCUCGGUGUCUCGUACUCUCCUGAUACGGAUGACGGAUCCGUAUCGACGGCAAUUGAAUCCAAGCCGCCUGCCAAGCGUGGCAUGGACGAUGCUUUGCGUCGCAGCAUCUUUGGUUCAUCUGAUGAGUCAGAUGAACCAUCGCCGAAGCGAAGGCGCUCGAGGUCGCGAGACUCGGGCGCUAAUAGUGGUGUCGUUUCUCCAAUGGACACCACUUCACAGCGAGGUGCCAGUACUUCUGUCGGCACGUCGCAGGAAGAGCGGGACCGCAAUGUGUUGCGUCUCGCUCCAGAAAAGAAGGCAUGGAUGCCUCCUAAAUCUGUCAUGGAUCACUUGUCGGCGACGACGAGUGAUCGUUAUCGAACACGAUUGUUCGAUUCGUCAAGGAUUCAUCACCUUGACCCCAGCGCGAAAAAGUAUCGCGCUGAACAUGAGUUCUUCAUCGAUGCUUUCUUUAGACAUAGAUGGUACAGUGGGAAUCACAAACGUGAUGGUCCCUCACUACUUCAGGCGUGGAACGCCUACAUCCAUAAUCUCGAGGAUGUAGGUCGUGACGCUUGGAACGACAAACUUAUCAAAGCUCGUGAUAAGUUUGAAAAGCGAACCCAGACAGGUGCACGCUACAAGCUGCAUCGUCUGUCAAGGGAGAAAGGAUUACCCUGCCUCUCUUGGGGAGACUCGUGCCCAUGUUGUGUGAACAACUCUGCACGAGCACCUAAGGAGGCUUACCUCCUUACCAGCCCGUGGUGGCGCGUACGUGUCUCUACUGAGAUGUACGAAGGGAUUGACAACCUGAAAUCCCUUUACGACCGUGCCGGGAAGACUUUCUCCGGCGGUCCUUCUGCGGCACAGGAUGUGUCGCGUCGUACUGCUCGACCAGACCCAGUACGUCAACCAUCAAUUGGGAGCGGGGCUCCCAAGAAUCCCAGGACGGGGGAUAGCCGCGCCACCGGACGAGGUAACUCGUCCGACGUCCGUUCACGUCGCGGUGGUUCAACAGCUGCUCAACUAGAUAGCGCUGGCCACCGCGAGAGUCCUCUAAUGGAGGUGGAGGCUGAGGAAAGAAGCUCUCCACACGAUCGUGGGGAUCCGUGUGUUCCGAGAGCUUCUUUGAUCGCGUAA